Papilio polytes (common Mormon) is the source of this 1275-nucleotide messenger RNA. RefSeq names its product farnesyl pyrophosphate synthase-like. The record is from RefSeq and is a predicted model, not a curated record. The transcript has 6 exons. Bases 1 to 1275 code for a protein of 424 amino acids. Gene Ontology annotation, biological process: trans, trans-farnesyl diphosphate biosynthetic process. Gene Ontology annotation, cellular component: cytoplasm. Gene Ontology annotation, molecular function: dimethylallyltranstransferase activity; (2E,6E)-farnesyl diphosphate synthase activity. NCBI's taxonomy places the organism in Eukaryota, Metazoa, Arthropoda, Insecta, Lepidoptera, Papilionidae.
AUGGCUAUUACUCACGUAGCUUUAACCUUACCUAACGCUCGCCCUGAAAAAAGACCUCCGCAGGGUCUGAAAUUGGCCUACUUCAAGACUCAUAUUGGACAAUUUAUCGAUUCAACGUUAUGUAAGAACAAAGAAUACUUGAGUCUUACGAGGGAGAAAUAUAUCAUGACCUCUCAGUACAAGACUUCGUUCUACACCUUCCAGUUUCCAAUUCUAUGUGGACUUGCUUUGACCGGCAAUUAUAGUGAUAAUGCGUACAAGCUCGUCGAAUCUAUUGGCUCUGACGUCGGAUUACUGUUUCAAAUGAAGCUAUCUGAAUAUCAUACUCAUGCCAGGGAUACGAUACAGGGUAAACUAACAUUCCUUGCGUUCGACGCGCUUGCGGAACAAAAAGAUUUGACUGAGGAAAAAUUACAUCAAGUGCAAGUUUUAGCCUGGGCUGUUGAAUUGGUACAAUCAUAUUUCAUUAUAGGCGAUGACAUGGAAGACAAUUGUCAGACUCGUUGCGGCAAACCGACGUGGCAUUCAUUGCCAAAUGUUGGUCUGUUAGCAAUAAACGACGCCAGCAUGCUGCGUAGUUUUAUUUACGAAAUGUUGAAAAACAACUUUGAUCAGAACACAUCAACGAAGAUGGAAAAUUGUAUCAACGAGGCGUUCUUCACUAUAAAUAUCGGUCAAUACAUGGAUAUUAUGAUGUCAAAAUCAAGGGAUUUAGACAAAUUUACAGUGGAACAAUAUAACUUUUUAAACGACUACAAGUCAUCAUUUUACACCGUUAAAUUACCGAUACUCUUGGCAUUGGAACUUUGCAACAAAAGUAGCGAAGACUCGUACUCGAACGUUGAUAAAAUUGGUAUGGAUUUAGGUAUCCUUUUACAAAUGCAGAAUGAUGUAAUGGAUUACAUUGACCGAGACUCAGCAUCAGUUAAAACCAGCUCUGAUAUACAGAAGAAUAAAUGUUCUUGGCCCGCGGUGACGGCUUUAAAACAUUUAAAUGGAAACCAACGAAAGGAAUUCAUUAAUUGCUAUGGACGUUGGGAAAGUGAGAAAGUUGAACGUGUAAGGCAAUUUUAUAAAGAAAUAAACUUACCUCAUCUUUAUCAUCUAGAAGAACAGAAGAUGAGCCAAGCAGUGUUACAGAAGAUAAAAGAAUUACCUGUUGAUGCGACACCCUCUGCCAAUUUCUUUUAUAAAAUCUUUGAUUUUGUACGUCAAUAUACUGAAGACAUAUCGCCAUCGAAAAUAAAAUCGACUGUUGUAAUGAACGCUGCUUAA